AUGCAGUUCACCGCCACCAUCCUCGCUUUCGCUGCCGCUGUCGCGGCCGCUCCAUCCCAAUGCACCUUUGGCCAGUACGUCUGCUCUAAGGACGGCCUGUCUAUCCUCCAGUGCGAUAUCACUGGUAACCUUGUUACCAUCGGACCCUGCCCUGACGGCAGCAAGUGCUCCAACAUUGGAGACAUUCCCUACUGCCAGGCCGUCCCCAAGACGAAGCGCAGCGCUCCCUACUGCGCUACUCCCGGCGCUUACACUUGCACUCCCGAUCUCAAGGGCAUCAAUGUCUGCAAUGCUCAGAACCAGCUGGUGUUCAACGGUGCUUGCCCUGACAAGACCCACUGUGGAUACUUGAACGGCAUUCCGUUCUGCGUCGACAACGCUAUCAAGGGCUAUUAA
Diaporthe amygdali is the source of this 396-nucleotide messenger RNA. RefSeq lists its product as uncharacterized. Bases 1 to 396 code for a protein of 131 amino acids. The record is from RefSeq and is a predicted model, not a curated record. Lineage: Eukaryota; Fungi; Ascomycota; Sordariomycetes; Diaporthales; Diaporthaceae. The transcript is spliced from 2 exons.